CCCUGUGAGCUGGUGAGGUGGCCCUGGUGGGACCCAUCCGCUCCUGUUCCCCGCGAUGCUGAGGCCAGACCCGGGCCCCUGGCCACUCUGAUCAGGCCUGAGCGCGGAAGGCGCGGAGGGAGGCUAUGGCGGAGUUCUGCGAGCCGGCAGGGCGGGCGCCCGCGGGCCGGGAGGAGGAGGAUGACGAGGAGCGGGAGCCGCUGUUGUCGCGCGUCGCCUGGGCUGGGCCGCGGAAAGGCGCGCCGGGCAGCGCCGUCAGGCAGCUGGAGGACGCGGGGGCUGUGGACGCGGCCGCCUCCCCCCAGGCCGGCGGCGAGGAGCCACUGCCCCCUCCUAGGGACGCGUCCGGCUUCCUCUCCCGGGACCCGGGGGCCUCCUGGAGCUCGCCCGCCGACAUGGACCGUAACCACCCCUCGACUUCAGUAACCACUGCUACUGCAGAGAUGAAUUCAUUCUUGGAUGAUCCAGAUUUUGCUGAUAUCAUAUUGAGAGCAGAGCAAGCAAUAGAAAUUGGAGUUUUUCCAGAAAGAAUCACUCAAGGGUCAAGUGGAAGUUACUUUGUGAAGGAUCCUAAGAGGAAAGUUAUUGGUGUAUUUAAACCCAAAUCAGAAGAGCCUUAUGGUCAACUGAAUCCAAAAUGGACCAAAUAUGUUCACAAGGUCUGCUGCCCUUGCUGCUUUGGCAGAGGCUGCCUGCUUCCUAACCAGGGCUACCUUUCUGAGUCUGGGGCCCACCUGGUGGAUGAAAAGCUUCAUCUGGGCAUUGUACCUAAGACUAAGGUUGUUUGGCUUGUCAGUGAAACAUUUAACUACAGUGCAAUUGACCGUGCAAAAUCAAGAGGCAAAAAGUAUGCCUUAGAGAAAGUGCCAAAAGUAGGUAGAAAGUUUCACCGGAUUGGACUUCCUCCCAAGAUUGGCUCCUUUCAGUUAUUUGUGGAAGGUUACAAGGAGGCUGAAUAUUGGCUCAGGAAAUUUGAAGCCGAUCCUUUGCCUGAGAAUAUUAGAAAACAAUUUCAGUCACAAUUUGAAAGAUUAGUUGUUUUGGAUUACAUCAUCAGAAACACAGACAGGGGAAAUGAUAAUUGGUUGAUCAAAUAUGAAAAGGAGAAGUGUGAAAAGGAAAUUGAUCAUCAGGAAUCGAACUGGAUUGAUGAUAAAGAACUGCUUAUUAAAAUAGCUGCAAUUGAUAAUGGCCUAGCAUUUCCUUUUAAACAUCCUGAUGAAUGGAGAACAUAUCCAUUUCAUUGGGCUUGGCUUCCUCAAGCGAAAGUUCCAUUUUCGGAAGAAAUAAGAAACUUGAUUCUGCCAUCUAUUUCUGAUAUGAACUUUGUACAGGACUUGUGUGAAGACCUUUAUGAACUUUUUAAG
Molecule: messenger RNA, 1367 nt
Organism: Castor canadensis (American beaver)
Lineage: Eukaryota; Metazoa; Chordata; Mammalia; Rodentia; Castoridae
Gene: Pi4k2b
Product: phosphatidylinositol 4-kinase type 2 beta
Biological process (GO): endosome organization; phosphatidylinositol phosphate biosynthetic process; Golgi organization
Cellular component (GO): trans-Golgi network; endosome; lysosomal membrane
Molecular function (GO): 1-phosphatidylinositol 4-kinase activity
Source: RefSeq, a predicted model, not a curated record